GCUGUGACGUCAGGUCAUUAGUCGCCUACUUCAUUUUACCGCGUCUGGUGCUGCUGCCUUUGUCCGUCUCUGUGCCACUUUCUCCCAAAUUUCACCCAAAUUUCCACCAAAUCCCACCGUUUUCUAUCACAAUGGCCGAAGAAGCACCCGCAAUGAAGAGGGAUAACACCAUGGUGGCCACAGCUAAGGAGGGCAUCGAAUACCUCCGGUCCCAAGGUCCCAAUGUACUGAAGGCGCAUGGCUUGGACCAGCCAACAGAGGGCGCUUCGAAGAGUUCGGACAAACCAAAAAUGCAGCGUGAUUCCACUAUGGUGGCCACUGCCAAGGAGGGUAUCGAGUACCUCAGGUCUCAGGGCGCCCACAGUGUGCUCAAGCUGCAUGGCCUGGACCAGCCGCCAGAGGGCGCCACAAGCAGCGACACACCCAGAGUCAAGCGAGACUCGACAAUGGUGGUCACGGCCAAGGAGGGGGAAGCCUUCUUGGAGGCUACUGGAGGGGUAGCAGAAGACGCCAAGACUCGUGCACAGCAGAAGGAACUGGAAUCCACGGAGGAGGUGCCCAAACUGACGAAGGACAACACCAUGGUCACCACAGCAAAGGAGGGUGCAGAGAUUCUGGGAGAUGACGAGCUGGGCGGGACCCGGGCUGAGACGAAGGCCAUCAAGGAUGCAGAGGCAGCAGAGGAGGACGAGGAGGAUGAAGAGGAGGAGGAGGACGAGGGAGAGGAGGAGGAUGAUGAUGAUGACGAAGAGAAUGGUGAGGAGGAGGCAGGAGACACAAACGAUGCACCUGUUCCCGCUGUCAAGCGCACACACACCAUGGCAGACACACUACAGGAAGGAGAGGAGUACCUGAAGCGCCAGAAGACGGACGAAAACGGCGAGAAGGCAACAGAAAACGGCGAGAACGGGGAGAGUGCAGAGGCCGUGGCAUCCUAAGACACCUCUCUUGCCUGCUGUGUGAUUCGCUGCGUGCGAGUGUACUUAUAUUACACCCCCUCCCCUCGCAAUAGGUAGUGAAGUCUUAGGUCCCGUAGUCGGUAAGGUCCUUAGGGGGAAGCCACGGCUGUACCAGAAACUACUGGGUCAGUUUAUAGGAAAUACAAGGAGGCAGUCCUUGUACAAAGUGAAGAUUAUAUUGGCCUGGAAUGUUGAGCAAUGGAUUUGACAAUAUUUUGAUAUACAUGUAUCUGCCUGUUUAUACAUAGUCCAUAAGGUGACCACUUUUAUAGCAUCGGUGUUCUACCAUAUCUACUGGUCUGUCAGUUACUAGUUCCAAAGACUGAAUAUUAUGUUACACUUUACAUUGACUUGAUGUGCAGUUUGCCGCUGCCUAAUGCUAUAUUGCAGCUGUGAGUUGGAUGACCUUGAAUUUGUUGCAUUUGAUGGUAAGAGCUAAUGCAAUGCAGUAUCUCGCGUGGCUGCAGUAGUUUCUGGAACAGCCGGGGGGCGCCCGUAGUGGUUUGGCAGGCCAGCCAGAAAUCAUGCCGUCUUCUCUCUUCUUGUGUUGUACUUAGUGGUGGUGGGGCGAAUGCAUGAGCUUUCUUUUGGGGGAAAAGUGGUGCAAGCAAGUUUGGGUUGUGACACUCGGAUGAUGACCAAAAUUGAAAGUUGGCUGGCUUUGCAAAUAUCUGUCAUUUAAAGCAGCCAGGGAAAGAACAAAAAGUUAUGUUUGUAGAAUUUGUAAAUCAACUGAGUUUCACACCUACUAGAAAAAGCUACCAGAAUUGUAGAGGUACUUCGAAAGGUGGGUUGUUUUGGGUGGUUGGUUACCAAAACAUAUUUUUGCUCUGGAAAUUCCCACUCCAGCCUAGAAGCACAUAGCUCUUGCUCUCCCCACUACGUGUAUAUGUUGAUGUUACAUUGUAUUUUGUGUUCACUAGCACCUUCUGACUCAUGCCCUGCACCCAGACAUACAAUGUAUGGUACCAAAAAGCAUGUAUCUCAAGCUCUCCAGUCUUUAUACAUCCUCAGCUGCUCUUCUGUAAAGAAGUAAGACCCAGGGUUACUUGAUCAUGGAAAGCACAUGAUUUUUGUCAGGAAUAUCUUUUUUUACUGAUAUGGAACACAGAGGAGAAUUUGAAAGUGACUUCCUUGCUCUGCCCUCUGUCACAUUGCUAAGAUCAGGUAGCAGAUGUUUACGCACUGAAAUUCUCACUUUUGAACACGUGUUGACAAAUGGAAACAUAGCAGUGAUUCAACUGAUCACCUUUUCUGGUACUUUACUUCUUUGUCCAUUGCUACUCUAACAGUGGCUUAGUGCACCAGAUUGGUACUGGAGCACUGGUUAUCUAGAGUGGUAAAGGUUAAGAGCCCUGUGAGCCUGGGUCUUGCUUCUAGAGGGCAGUAAACCUGUACAGUUUGUAGCCACAGUCUCAUGCCUGCUGUAGAAAGCUGUUGUGCGAUCAUGCACCUGGAAGAGACACCUGCGAUUGUAAGGAAAAAUCAGUAUGGUCUUUUUAAAAUUGGAAGAGACAAAACAUCUUUACCAACGAAAUGUAAAAUAUUGAAGACAAAAACAGUACAAAUUCGAUUGAUGCCAUUCACAGUGCACCUGAAGUAAAUGGGUGUAAAGUUUGUUUUUUACAGUUUGAAAUCCUGAAAAUGUUGGAUCUUACAAGAUCAAGAAGAAAAGCCAUACUGGUACCCUUAAGUCACAGGUAAUUUCUCUUACCAAUUCACAACCUGUUACCAUGGAUA
This is a messenger RNA of Branchiostoma floridae (Florida lancelet), 2699 nucleotides long. Its product is annotated as prothymosin alpha-like. NCBI's taxonomy places the organism in Eukaryota, Metazoa, Chordata, Leptocardii, Amphioxiformes, Branchiostomatidae. The transcript has 7 exons. Bases 132 to 938 code for a protein of 268 amino acids. The record is from RefSeq and is a predicted model, not a curated record.